Molecule: messenger RNA, 756 nt
Organism: Hypanus sabinus (Atlantic stingray)
Lineage: Eukaryota; Metazoa; Chordata; Chondrichthyes; Myliobatiformes; Dasyatidae
Product: zinc-binding protein A33-like
Exons: 6
Coding region: 1-756 (251 amino acids)
Molecular function (GO): zinc ion binding
Source: RefSeq, a predicted model, not a curated record
AUGGAGAUGAGAUCUCAGUGUGAGAAACAUCGGGAGGAACUGAAGCUGUUUUGUGACACGGACAAGCAACUGGUCUGUGUGAUUUGUAGAGACGCGAGAGAACACAAGACUCACAACUUCAUGCCGAUUGAAGAAGCUGUUGAGAUUUACAAGUGUCAAGUUAAAUCGUCGUUCGAAUCUCUGACAGGGAAGAAAUCUGCCAUCCAGGAGUUGGAACAGCGACAGAAACAGAAGAUUUCUGGAGUGAGGGAACAGUCACACAGUCUGCAGGCCAACGUCACAUCUGAAUUUGCUAAAAUACACCAGGUUCUGGCUGAGAGAGAGCAGCGCCUACUGAGUGAUCUCAGGGCAGAGGAGGAGAAGAUUCUGAACACCAUGGAGAAAAAUCUUCAGGAGAUUGAAGAGAAUUUAACCUCUGUAGAGGAGAAACUCUCCAAGUUACAGGAACGGAUGAAUGAGGAAGACAGUGCGACGUUUCUGAAGGAGGAGUUGUGUCAGGACAGGAGGGUUAAUGAGGAAGCUCCGACAUUGUCUGUAACAGAAGGUGCCGUAACCAUCGGAGAAUUCAGGGACACAAUAUUGAGAGGGAUGUUUGAUGCCAUGAAGCAAGUCUACAAGACUCUGGAUGUGGAAUCGGCCAAGCUGUGCAUCAAGGUACCGGAGGAUCUGAAUCGUGUGAGAGGGACCGGGGCCCAGAAGAGUCUCCCUGACACCGGGGACAGGUUAAGACCAUCAGACAUUCAUUUAUCGGUUUGA